Molecule: messenger RNA, 921 nt
Organism: Haemonchus placei
Lineage: Eukaryota; Metazoa; Nematoda; Chromadorea; Rhabditida; Trichostrongylidae
Source: the annotation of a GenBank genome assembly
AUGAACGAGCCGUAUAUUGCUGGUGAAAUUAUAAAGGGUGUGAUCGAUGUUGGGUGCACUCGUGAGGUUCGUAUCGGAGGCCUUCUGGUUCGAUUAACCGGUGUGGCCGAGACUGGCUGGCGUAAUAAGAACAGCGAUCUAUCCUACGAAUCCCGACAUAAUUUCAUGGACGAACUCAUCGAUUUGACGACGGUCAUAGCGGAUCACUGUACAGAGGAGUUCUACCUGUUAGAAGGAAGACAUUCGGUACCGUUCGAAGCUCGGCUACCAAUGGACGUCCUCUCUUCUAUUGAUCGUGAUAACUACGGCUCUGUCCGCUACACAUGUACAGCGUUGAUGGCGAUUCCCGAGGACGGUGAUACCGAAAUGGUGGCGGAAAAAACGUUCAAAGUUUAUCCAUAUCUGAAUCUCGACGCUCCUUACAUGCGAGAUUCCACGGCAACAACGGAGGAGGAAUUGAUCGUUGGAUGCUGCGGACGAAAACGUGGAACAAUUGUAGCUUCUAUGAAAGUGCAAGAAGUUGGCUUGCUCCCUGGCGAGACAACUCGAAUCACCCUUACCGUCGAGGAUCGAACGCGGCGAAAACGAUGGCAACGGAAAAAAGAGCACCAUGAAUGCGUACUGAUAUCCCUCUGCCAACAACUAGAUUUUAUCGCUGCAAAUCGCUACGAAACACAUUUAGUCGAUCGGAAGAGUGUCACGAUAGCUGUUGAAUCUCAUGGUACUUGCAAAGCCAGGCCGGGAUCGGGUCCCGAAACAAAAGAAAUCGAGUUCUCGGUACCGUCUGACUUGCCGCCUACGUCAAUACAUGCGGAUCGGCUAGUCACUAUAAGCUAUUUUUUCAAACUCGACCUCGAACAAUUCGAUAUCAUUGUCCCUGUGAUCAUAGGAACAGCCAAGACGCCAGGAGCUAUUGAGUAG